Messenger RNA from Vigna angularis (adzuki bean), 1250 nucleotides. RefSeq names its product probable F-box protein At2g36090. Gene Ontology annotation, molecular function: protein binding. Lineage: Eukaryota; Viridiplantae; Streptophyta; Magnoliopsida; Fabales; Fabaceae. The record is from RefSeq and is a predicted model, not a curated record. The transcript has a single exon. Bases 7 to 1014 code for a protein of 335 amino acids.
GACACUAUGGCUUGCACCGAUAACACAACCGCCGCCAUCCACCGAGAAGGUGGUGCCACCACCAUCUCCGCCGUGCAUCCCGACAUAAUUCAAACCCACAUCCUCACGCGCCUCGACGGACCUGCGCUGGCUUCAAUUGCCACCACGUGCUCCCAACUCCACGCCCUCUCGGAACACGAGCAGCUCUGGGAGAGCAUCUGCCAUGCCACAUGGCCGUCAACCAGCACGCCACGCGUGCGCCACAUAAUCUCAACGUUCCCAGGCGCCUCUCGUUCUUUUUUCUCCGACUCCUUCCCUUCGUUUGCUGCUGUGGACACUUAUCGCCACGCGAACAUCGAGCGUACGCCGGAGCUUGUCACGGCUGUGGACCUGUUCCACGGGCGGAGGCCGGUGCUUUCGCGGGUGGUGGAGACGGAGACGGAGUCAGGGUGGUUCCGGUGCUCGCCGUUUAGAGUUGACGUGCUGGAUCCGAAGGAGGCGGUGGCGACGGCGAUGGAGUAUCCGCGAAGCGAGGAAGCGUGCGAGAGGCUCCGGGAGGAGUUGAGGCUGAGCUGGAUAGUGGUGGAUCCCGAGGGGAAGCGCGCGGUGAACGUGUCGAGCGGUAGGGCGGUGUCCGUGGAGCGGCACUGGCUGAGUGGGGAGGUGCGUGUGCGGUUCGCGACGGUGGUGGGCGGCGGGGAGAGGGGUUCGGCAUCGGAGGCUGUGCUGUGCAGCGUGACAGUGACUUGUGGGAGUGAGAUGCAGGUGAGGGAAGCGUGUGUGCAGAUGGAGGACAUGGAUGGAACGAUUCUGAAUGGGAGGGAUAGUUUGGGGAUUUUGCAAAGGGCUUUGGAGGGUAAAAGGGGAACAUUUUUUGUGGCCGGAGAAAAGGAUAGAUUCUUGGAAUUCAUGAAUCGAAAGAGUGAAAGAAAGGAAAGGAAAAUGAGAGACGAAAGAAGGCUGGACAUGGCCUGCGUGGCUCUCGCGUUUUUGUCCUUUGCGGCUAUUUCCACACUCUUUUUCUUCCGAAUAUAAUACUAUAAUAUACGUUUCAACAUCAAUAUGCAAUCUACAGACACAACAAACACACAGGAAAAAUUAAAUUGUACAGAUUUAACUAAACCAAGUACCUCCGUCCAUGAUGUAACGUCCUAUGCUAGCUUAAUUUUUGUUUAUUUUAAGCAGUAAUCAAUCUGCUAAUAGCUACGUAAGAGUUUGUUAAUUUGUGUACUACAUUUUGGGUUGAAAGAAAGAAUAAUAUUUUGUUUUCA